Symbiodinium pilosum is the source of this 369-nucleotide messenger RNA. NCBI's taxonomy places the organism in Eukaryota, Dinophyceae, Suessiales, Symbiodiniaceae. The record is from the annotation of a GenBank genome assembly.
GGACCGGGUGAAAGAUGCUGCGGCUUAUUGUCUGGCCCCGUGCCGGAGGGCUACCCACGCGACAAAUAUCAAAAGAAGGUCCUUGAGUUCUGGAUCGAGCAUGGCACAGUAGGCGAGCACGAGAAGGAGGAAGGCGAGGAGCUGUGGGAGAACACGUACGGCGAAGGGACGGCCUCGUCCUUUACCACGGGUGGGGUGGAGACUGAUGAUCUCCCUGGGAUGAUGGGCGGGGGCAACGAUGAUAUGGAUGAUGAGUCUGAUGCUGAGUCCACAGACACAAAGCAGUCCAGCAAAGCCAAGAGAAAGCAAAAGGCCCCGGCCAAAGAUGAGGUGGAGGAAGAACGUGCUUUGGAGGCUUCUCAGGGUUAA